AUGGACAAGAAAGAGAACGUGCUUUGUAUGAUGUUGGCAUGGAGUUUGGUAUUAAGUUUUACAUUCAAUAUUGCCGCGGCAAGAGACUGUGUCAAGGUCAACGAUUGUUCCUGCCAAAUGGAUGACGGUUCUGGGUUGGUGGACAUUGCCACACUGGGGAGGACGGACGGUAAACCGGCAUUCUCAGGCUUGGAUCCUAACAGUGUGAAGUACUCGUACAACCCGUGCUACCCUUUUACAGACGGAGCGUGUGAAAAUGUGGCGGCGUGCCAAAACCUUCAAAACCAAAACAUCCCUAUUGGAAAGCAGGAUGGUUCUCUUUGGAAUGUUGACCCUGCCUCUAAUGAACUCAUUGUGACGUAUACACAGAACACUACAGGCCAAGAACAAGUCACCAUCGUCACACUGGUAUGUAACAAAACCAUCACUGACACGGCUGAUUACAUCGCAAUAGGCACUGUCACGGGGAAUGCUCCCUAUUUUUUAAGUAUCAGUCACAAGUGCGCAUGCCCAGGACUUUGCACGCCAGGUCUGAGUGCAGGAACCGUCAUCAUCAUCGUGUUCUUCUGCGUUCUUGCUGUAUAUCUCAUAGGAGGAGUGCUGUAUACUAAAUUUGUAAAGAAAUCCACGGGAAUGGAGUUAAUACCAAAUUUGGACCUGUGGAAGACAUUCUUUCAGUUGAUAAAGGACGGUUUCAUGUUUCUCGUCGGGAAGUGCAAAAGGAGCCAGUAUGAUAAAAUAUAAAGAUGGCAUCAGUAUGCCAACUUAGAAUUAUGUAUUCUGUAAAUAUUUUUAUAUGCCAAACGACUUAUAAUUUACAAAUUAUUUCAAUCGGUGUAACGAGUUAAACCUGGACGAAAUUGGUUCAGAAUGUUCCGAAUGAUGCUGUUAAAGAGAGAGGCGUUAUGUACAGCUUUUUCCAAUAUGUGAUUCAUAUUAAAUUGAAAAUUAUAUUUUCUCAUCUUUAAUUUUACUGAAAUGUUAAGUUUAAGGUAACAAAUAAUAGUCAUUGUAUGCAGUAUAAUACCACUCAUUCUGCUAGUUGAGUCAAUGUUAAACUCGAGAUUGUGUUAGUUGCGACAUGUAAUUUGUUCACUUCGGGUAUUGUGGAUGU
Molecule: messenger RNA, 1114 nt
Organism: Lingula anatina
Lineage: Eukaryota; Metazoa; Brachiopoda; Lingulata; Lingulida; Lingulidae
Cellular component (GO): trans-Golgi network
Source: RefSeq, a predicted model, not a curated record